Messenger RNA from Varanus komodoensis (Komodo dragon), 3003 nucleotides. Its product is annotated as zinc finger protein 574-like. The record is from RefSeq and is a predicted model, not a curated record. The coding region runs from base 112 to 2715 and encodes 867 amino acids. NCBI's taxonomy places the organism in Eukaryota, Metazoa, Chordata, Lepidosauria, Squamata, Varanidae. Gene Ontology annotation, biological process: negative regulation of transcription by RNA polymerase II; regulation of immune system process; regulation of cytokine production. The transcript is spliced from 2 exons.
GCAGCCUAGGCCGAGCCGGGCCCGUAUGAGGAGAGCCGAGGCAGGAGGAGAGAAAGCGGCGGUAGCAGGAGCGGGCCGGGCCCGCGGGCCGGUUGUGAACUUGCAGAUAUCAUGGCAGAGGACCUGGCUCCGUCUUUGUUCUUCCAGCAUCAGUUCAUGUGCUCAGAGUGUGGGCUUCUCUACAACACUUUAGAAGGGGUGCUGAUCCAUCAGCAGAGCCAUCUAGGGGAACCUUAUGAGCCUACAGCUGCUACUGCAGCUGUGGACACAGGACACCAGCAGGACAACCGCUACCAGUGCUUGGAGUGUGGAUGUGUCCUUUCAUCCCCUGAUGAACUGUUAGCUCACCAGGAAGUGCAUCCAAGGGAGGUGCCAACUCGACCACAACCUCCACCGACUACCACUGGACAGAUCCGCUACCAAUGCAACGAGUGUAAUGAACUCUUUCCUUCUACUAGCCUAUGGUUGGCACACCGCCAGACACAUCAGAAAAAAGAGGCAUCAGCUGAUUCCCACCUGUCCAGUCCACCACCUCCACAGCCAACACCAUUGCUUCCAUCCCAGUCAUCCGUUCCACAAGCGCCCCUGGCAACCUCCUCACCACCAGUGGAGUCAUUACGUGCAUCAUCGCCUCAUCCAGUUCCACCUAUGCAUCCCUAUGAGUGUUCAGAGUGUGUCCGCCUCUUCCUAACCCCUGAGGAACUGCUGGAACACCAGGGUGAACAUUUUACUGAGAUUGAGAAAGAGAGUGGGGAGCCAUCUGAGAUAGCAACCCAGGAGACUUGCAGUCCCCGCGUAUCCCCACUGUCGUGCCUUGAAGAAGCCCCAGCAGCGGCCCCACCUGCUCAGUCCUUUUCUUGUAGUGAGUGUAAACAGGAUUUUGGUACACUGGAGGCACGGCAACAGCAUCAGCAGGAGCACAUGGCGAGCAGUGAAGAGUUCCUCUGUGGCGAGUGCCAGCGUGGGUUCACCACUGCCAAGCGGUUGUUGGCUCAUCAGCGGGUUCACGUGGACGGCACAUAUGAAUGCCCGAACUGCAAUAAGAUCUUUAAGAAGGCAGCCUCUCUCGAGCAGCACAUGCGCAUCCACAAAGGUGAAGCCCUCUAUCUCUGUGUGGACUGUGGGCUCGGCUUCUCCACUGAGAUGACCUUGAUCAUGCACCGCAAGAGCCAUACUGCAAACCCUCUGCACCGCUGCCACUGUGGCAAGACUUUCAGCAAUAUGACCAAGUUCCUUUACCACCGACGCACACAUGCCGGCAAAAGUGGGAUUCCGCCUUCCCGUGGAGCAGGGGACCCUGCCGCCAGCCAGCCUCCCGAGCCGGCCCCCAACAACGGGGAACCCGUAGUCAAUGGCUCAGUCCCCUCCUUUUCUUCACCAGGGACCUCGGGAGAUGUGCACAGUGCUGGGUUCUUGUGCCCUCAGUGUGGGAAGGCAUUCUCCACGUACAUCCGGAUGGUGCGGCACAAGCGGGUAGUUCACGUUCUGGAGCGCAAACACAAGUGCCCCACCUGUGGUAAAAAGUUCAAGAAGCUCGUGCAUGUGCGGAACCACCUGCGGACACACACUGGGGAAAGGCCUUUUCAGUGCUCAGAGUGUGGCAAGACCUUUGUCUCCCAGGCUAAUCUGGCACGGCACCACGUGACACACACAGGAGAACGUCCCUACCAGUGCCAGGUUUGUAACAAGCGCUUCACUCAGUCUUCCAACCUCCGUCAGCACCGCCUCUUGCACAUGGCACCCAACGGGGAAGGGCCCCACUCUUGCAAAGACUGUGGUGCGACGUUUUCCCGAGCCCACCAGCUGGCCCUCCACCGGACUGUGCACACAGGGUGCUUGCCCUUCCCAUGCCCAGACUGCGACAAAUCCUUCCCGCGCCGCCGGCUCCUAGAAUUGCACCAGCUUAGCCAUUCUGGGCACGAACCCCACCGCUGCCCCGACUGUGGCGCGCUGUUUGCGAUGGCUUCCAAGUUGCAGGAGCAUCGCUGUGCCAAGCGUCGUGAGCAGCUGACGGCACAGUCUUACCCCUGCCUGGCUUGUGGCAAGUACAUGGGCUCCCUGGCCAAGCUGGCACUGCACCAGCUGGUACAUUCCGGCCAGUGUCCUUACCCGUGCCCACUCUGUGGGAAAGCCUUCACCAGCUCCAGUGGGCUGAGCCGGCACCAGCAACGCCACGCUGGCCUGCGUCCUCACAAGUGCUCUCUUUGCGCCAAGACGUUUGUGGCAGCAUCCGGACUGCAGCUGCAUCAGCGCAUCCACACGGGCGAACGCCCCUUCCCCUGCCUGGACUGCGGCAAGGCCUUCCGCCAGGCUACCCAUCUGCGGGAGCACAGGCGCCUGCACACUGGGGAGCGCCCCUACCGCUGCCCAGACUGUGGCAAGGCCUUUGUGCAGUCCAUGCAUCUUGCGGAGCACCGGCGCAUCCACACGGGGGAGCGCCCCCACCCCUGUCCCCUCUGCCCCAAAACCUUCAAGACGCUCUCCAACCUGCGCAGCCAUCGCAAGACACAUGCAGAGCCGGCCGGUGGCCAGGAUGCCCUGCCGUCUCCUGGCUUUCUUGUGGCCACUGGCCAGUCCACUCAGAUGAUCAUGUGCACUGAGCUGGGGGAGACUAUUGCUAUAAUCGAGAGUGCCGAACCUCUCCCUUUGGUGGAGACGAUAGAGAUCUACCAAGCUGCACUCGAUGGCAACAUCCAGGUUAACGCCUUCGUAUAGGCCCUGAGCAGCCCUGAGGUGCUCUUUGCCCACGUGCGCCAUGCCGAUGGAGCGCAGCCUCCAUUUUUCCGUGCGCUGGCGGCAGAGCCUGUAUACUAAUCAUGCAGUGCUCAGAUUCAACCUGUUCGGGUUUUUGGGGCCUCGCUCCAACUCAUGUGCUUCAUCUGGAGAGUUUCUCAUAACAAUGCCUCUUUUGUGCAGGGGUUGGUGCUGCAGAAUAGGGCUUGGUCAUCCAUCUUUGCCAUGACCACACUCUUACUGCAAAUUAAAAAAACAAAAAACAAACAA